Oncorhynchus gorbuscha (pink salmon) is the source of this 508-nucleotide messenger RNA. Its product is annotated as myoferlin-like. The coding region runs from base 113 to 508 and encodes 131 amino acids. The transcript has 5 exons. NCBI's taxonomy places the organism in Eukaryota, Metazoa, Chordata, Actinopteri, Salmoniformes, Salmonidae. Gene Ontology annotation, molecular function: calcium ion binding. The record is from RefSeq and is a predicted model, not a curated record.
UUUCCUCAAAUGAUGCAGUUGGCUUUAGUGAUGGGGAGGUGAUGGUGCUCCACGCGAUUCGGUUUUUAUAGUCAUUACAGAGCAAUACUGAUUCCUGUUAGUGACAAUCAUAAUGUUGCGGGUUGUGGUAGAAUCUGCGAAAGGUCUGCCUAAAAGUAAACUUGGAAGUACUCCGGAUCCCAUAGCAAAUAUUAUUUUUAAAGAUGAAAAGAAGAAAACCAAAACAAUUGACAGUGAAGUCAACCCAGUUUGGAAUGAAGUCCUUGAGUUUGAUUUGAAGGGCUCUGUGCUUGAUUCCUCAUCUUACAUUGAUGUGAUUGUGAAAGACUACGAAACUAUUGGACAAGAUAAGUUUCUCGGCUCUGCAAAAAUCUCACUGAAAGACCUUGCAACUGGUCAAGUCAAAUCCUUUCCCUGUAAAGAUCUGGCUCUUGUCAAUGAAAAGGGACAGGCUACUGGGGCCUAUGAUAUUAAGGGAGUGCGCACCGACACCAACAGUUUAACUUGA